CGUCAGCAGCCGCGGAGAUUUUAAAAUUCUAACGGCGCGGGUGGGUGGGCCCAGGCGCUGGUGUUUUGGCGGCUGCCCUCCUGUCCCGCAGGUUAUCGCACGGUUUACGGAAAUUUGAUUUCUGAAUCCGGUCGGAAAACUGGAAGAAAGGUCGUAAGCAUGAAGCGCAGUUCAGUUUCUACCGGCGGUGCUGGCCGCCUCUCUAUGCAGGAGUUACGAUCCCAAGACUUCAAUAAACAAGGCCUCUACACCCCUCAGACCAAAGAAAAGCCAUCCUUUGGAAAGUUGAAUAUGACCAAACCCACAUCUGAAAGAAAAGUCUCUCUAUUUGGUAAAAGAACUAGUGGAACUGGAUCCCGGAAUAGUCAAUUUGGUAUAUUUUCCUGUUCUGAAAAAAUCAAGGACCCAAGACCACUUAAUGACAAAGCAUUCAUUCAGCAGUGUAUUCGACUACUCUGUGAGUUCCUUACAGAAAAUGGUUAUGCAUAUAAUGUAUCCAUGAAAUCACUACAAGCUCCUUCUGUUAAAGACUUCCUGAAGAUCUUCACUUUUCUUUAUGGCUUCCUGUGCCCUUCGUAUGAAUUGCCUGACACAAAGUUUGAAGAAGAGGUUCCAAGAAUCUUUAAAGGGCUUGGGUAUCCUUUUGCAUUAUCUAAAAGCUCCAUGUAUACAGUAGGGGCCCCUCAUACAUGGCCUCACAUCGUGGCAGCCUUAGUUUGGCUAAUCGACUGCAUUAAGUUACAUACUGCCAUGAAAGAAAGCUCACCUUUAUUUGAUGAUGGCCAGCCUUGGGGAGAAGAAACUGAAGACGGAAUCAUGUAUAAUAAGUUGUUUUUGGACUACACCGUAAAAUGCUAUGAGAGCUUCAUGACUGGUGCCGACAGCUUUGAGGAGAUGAAUGCAGAGUUGCAGUCAAAACUGAAGGAUUUAUUUAAUGUAGAUGCUUUCAAACUGGAAUCAUUAGCAGCAAAAAACAAAGCACUGAAUGAACAGAUCGCAAGAUUGGAACAAGAAAGAGAAAAAGAACCGAAUCGUUUAGAAACAUUGAGAAAACUGAAAGCUUCCUUACAAGCAGAUGUUCAAAAAUAUCAGGCAUACAUGAGCAAUUUGGAGUCUCAUUCAGCCAUUCUUGACCAGAAAUUGAAUGGUCUCGAUGAAGAUAUUUCUAGAAUAGAACUAGAAUGUGAAACAAUGAAACAGGAGAAUACUCGACUACAGAAUAUUGUUGAUAACCAGAAGUACUCAGUUGCAGAUAUUGAGAGAAUAAAUCAUGAAAGAAAUGAAUUGCAGCAAACCAUUAAUAAAUUAACCAAGGAAUUGGAGGAUGAACAGCAGCAGUUGUGGAAUGAGGAGUUAAAAUAUGCCAGAGGUAAAGAAGCGAUUGAAACACAAUUAGCAGAGUAUCACAAGUUGGCUAGAAAAUUAAAACUUAUUCCUAAGGGUGCUGAGAAUUCCAAAGGUUAUGACUUUGAAAUUAAGUUUUAUCCUGAAGCUGGUGCCAACUGCCUUGUCAAAUACAGGGCUCAAGUUUAUGUACCACUCAAGGAACUCUUGAACCAAACUGAAGAAGAAAGUAAUAAAGCUCUAAAUAAAAAAAUGGGGUUAGAUGAUACUUUAGAACAAUUAAAUACAAUGAUAAUGGAAAGCAGAAGAAGUGUAAGAACUCUGAAAGAAGAAAUUCAAAAGCUGGAUGAUCUUUACCAACAAAAAGUGAAGGAAGCUGAGGAAGAGGACAACAAAUGUGCCAAUGAGCUGGAGUCCUUGGAGAAACACAAGCACAUGCUGGAGAGUGCUGUUAAUGAGGGCCUCAGUGAAACUAUGAAUGAAUUAGAUUCUAUUCAGCGGGAAUACCAACUGGUUGUACAGACUACAACUGAAGAAAGACGAAAAGUGGGAAAUAACUUGCAGUGUCUUUUAGAGAUGGUUGCCACACAUGUAGGUUCUGUGGAGCAUAAAAUAUUUCUGAAACAUGAAGUUCACCUUAUCCUCACCUUUCACGCAGCUUGAAAAUUUUACAAUAAAAUGAUUCUUCCAACCUGCUGUACAGAAUUCAAAAGCUAAGAUAAAUUGCUGAACUCCAAAAUUCCUGGGUAAUUGAUUAGGUGAUAACUUCCAAUUGUGAAUGGUUUAAGGAAAGAAGACUCAUAUCACACUAAUAGGCUUCAUGUAUUGUAAGCGGAGUACAUGAUAUCCUACUUCCUUUCAUCUCUCCUGGAAGACAUUGAGCUGCUGCUUUCUUGCUUGCCAGUGCUCUUCACUGCUUUCUAGUAAAAACUAAGAAAAGCAUCCUGGACGCUACAUCAAAAAACCUGGUUUCUACCUACUUCUAAUUCAGCCACUUAGUGGCUCUAUAACCUUUAAUGAAUCCUUUUUCAACCACAGACCAGAAAAUUAUUUGAGUGACUACUUUCUUAUUUUCCCAAGGAUGAUGGUGUUUUAUUCUAGGUUCAUAAGAAAUAUUCAUUCAUAAUAUAUAGAUAUUGGCGUAGAUUAAGAAAGUGCUUACUGAUAUAUGUAUCAUUUGACUACUUUUGGUCUUUACUUCAUCUGUAAAAUGAGAGAGUUGAACUAAGUAUUUGUCAACAUCCUUUGUACCUCUGUCUAUUACAGAUAACUAUUCGUCUGACCUUAGUGGUGUUAAUCCAGUAGUGAUUUAUCACUACGGAUUUAUGGGAAAGCUAACCACAACUAUUAAACUUUUAAUCAGUUAAUAUAAAAUUAGAUUUGAAACUCUGAUAAAUUACUAUUACUUUUUAAUUACUUUUUGUAUAUUUUAAUAUUCAAGAACAUCAGACCAAAUUCAACAAACAUUUACUGAGCACUUAUUUUGCACUAUGCGAAAUUCACAAUUAGCCAGUACAGUGUAGAAGGAGCAUAGAAAGUCAACCAAUUAUCAUUGAAACUUAAUGUGGAGAAAUUUUGAAUAAUGAAAUUGUACUAGAAAGAAAACAAGAUUUGGAUCUGAAUAGUUUUAUUGUAACACAGCCACUUCAUUCACUUCCAUACUAUUUAAGGCAGCUUUCUUACUACAACAUCCGGGCUCAGCAGGUACAACAAAGACCAUCUGUUGUAUUUUAGGCCCGCAAAGCCUAAAAUAGUUAUUACUUGGCCCUUGACAGGAAAAGGUUGCUAACUCCUUUAGAUUCCUAACCUCCCUGAGAGGACACAAAAUCUUUUUUUCUUCUAUUUUGAUGUUCCAAAAAUUAUUAUAAAGCUAUAAUAACUCACACACUUUAGUAUUGAUACAUACAAACCAAUCUCUCUGGUUGAGAGUCCAGAAAAAAAUAUAUGAGAAUAGACAGAAAAUUGAUAUAUGAGGGAGUUAGUAUUGUAUAGUCGGGGUAAAGUGAGUUAUUCAAGUAAAUUCAGUUUUAUAAAAUUAAGAUCUCAAUAUCAAAAGACAGAGAGAGUAGGAAAACAAGCCACAAAAAUGGUAGAAGAUAUUUUUUAAAA
Myotis daubentonii (Daubenton's bat) is the source of this 3453-nucleotide messenger RNA. It is a transcript of the gene NDC80, whose product is annotated as NDC80 kinetochore complex component. The record is from RefSeq and is a predicted model, not a curated record. Gene Ontology annotation, biological process: attachment of mitotic spindle microtubules to kinetochore. Lineage: Eukaryota; Metazoa; Chordata; Mammalia; Chiroptera; Vespertilionidae. Gene Ontology annotation, cellular component: Ndc80 complex.